This is a messenger RNA of Mya arenaria, 804 nucleotides long. RefSeq lists its product as uncharacterized. Lineage: Eukaryota; Metazoa; Mollusca; Bivalvia; Myida; Myidae. The transcript is spliced from 4 exons. The record is from RefSeq and is a predicted model, not a curated record. Bases 1 to 804 code for a protein of 267 amino acids.
AUGUUUUAUUCAGGAAUUUCCCUUGCUACGUAUCGGGAGGCAAUAAAGAAUGAGGCGGGGUUGACGUUUGUGUGCCGUCCGUGUCUGCAGCCAUCCACUACAGUUGAAGAUGAAGAUGCCGACAUGCCGACGCUAGAACGGACGAUGCUAGUGGAAGAGUUAGGCCAGCAUUGCGCCGAGGGAUUUGUUUGUGACUUCGAGAAAGUUGUCUGGCUGGCGGUCAGGGAGGUAUUUCCUGGAAAGGAGAUGAAAGGGUGCGCCUUUCAUUUGUCCCAAGCGGUUUGGCGACAUGUACAGAGCGUGGGCCUAGCUAAGACCUAUCGUCGUAGAGUCGGCGUAUUCAACUUCGUAAGAAUGCUGCUGGCCCUGCAGUUCCUGCCUGCCAGUCAUAUCCGCCGUGCCUUUGAUAAACUGGCAGAGACAGCGACAACUGAAGCCACCCGUGCGCUCACUUCCUACAUCGAGAGGCAAUGGAUGAUGAAUCCCAUCUUUGCGGUGGAGGUUUGGUCUGUCUUCAGACAGACCAUUCGCACCAACAACGAUGUCGAAGGGUGGCACAACCGUCUUAAUCAGAAAGCUGGAGGGAGUGGGCUAGGAUUCUACAGGCUCGUGCCAGUUCUUCGCCGAGAGGCCGAACUCGUGCAGAUGUCUGUAGAGUCGGAGAACUUGGAGCGAAGAGGCAACGUCCGUUGUCUGCGUCAAGACAAUACCAUCAGGACGCUCGCAGACGACUACUUGAAUGGAGACAUGAGGACUUCGGAAUAUCUUGGAAGGAUUGGAGAUGUAUAUCGGCUGCGUAUGUGA